Spizellomyces punctatus DAOM BR117 is the source of this 1078-nucleotide messenger RNA. RefSeq lists its product as uncharacterized. NCBI's taxonomy places the organism in Eukaryota, Fungi, Chytridiomycota, Chytridiomycetes, Spizellomycetales, Spizellomycetaceae. The record is from RefSeq and is a predicted model, not a curated record. The coding region runs from base 179 to 904 and encodes 241 amino acids. The transcript has a single exon.
AUUCUUCCCCUCGUCGGAACGGAAAACAAGCGAGACCUAAUUCGAAUGGGCGAUCCUUCGGAAGCCGGCAUUCUUUCAAAUAUAGAAGAACUCAGUACACACCUGCUACAUGCAACCACACACGGUACGAUACGACCAUCGCAAGGCCUAGGCGCCUAAUUUACGUACAACGGACAAAAUGCUUUUCAAUUCUACGUUGAUCGCCUCAGAGCGUCUCGCAAUUGCUGCUCGGUUGAAAUCAGUUGAUAGUGGACUGUUGCCAUGCAGCUAUAUCACCGCGGCUAUUGCUUGUACCGCCAUUCUGACUGUGGGUAUCCUUAUUGCAUUUUUCUGUGAGAAGAAAUCUGCCCUUGCGGAGGAGGGAGAACAAUGGAAACGGACGGAUGGUAGCAACAAGCCGUCGAAUGCAACUCUCCCGUUCGAUACAAAAACAAUACAUACGCCAAUACAAACACCAAAGAAGAAUAGACCAAUAUUCACCCGGCACUGCACACCAGUGGUUUACCCCACUGUGAAGGUGCCACCAUCACCAUCCCCACUGUAUGAUAUUGACAUUGACGAAGCAAUUUUGCGCUCGCCAUCAGUGUCUACGUCAGCCCUGCUGUUAAGCGAAGAUUGCGUGGCUAGCCCCCCUCUCUCGGUAACAAAGCGUCUCGCAACCCUUGUCACGACCCCGGCUAAAUCCGUAUGGCGCGCUCUGAGGCACUCGGAGCCUGAUGCGAGCCCGUUUGGUCCGUGCUACUCUCCAACAACUGCUGCGUCACCCAUUUUAGAGGCGGAAACGCAUGGGGCCUGGCUGGAAGAUGAGGAGAACGAUAAUUUGGAAGGAAUACCUGUGAGACGAAUUGACGAGUUUUUGCGUACAGGGUUAGAUGAUACGGAGGAAAUUUGGGAUAUUCGAUGAGCUGCAGAGAAGAAUGCAUGUAGAUUUUUUUAAUUUGGUUUAUUUGUACAGAUCGAUCCUAAUGAAUGCAAAGCUCUUCUUUAAUAAUACUCGCAAAUAUGUUGCUUGGUCGCGUCUACUUUUGUCAUUUCCCUAGAUAUAAUCAUAUCGCAUAAUCAGCACCCCCUCUAUUGC